Clupea harengus (Atlantic herring) is the source of this 2830-nucleotide messenger RNA. RefSeq names its product beta-1,3-glucuronyltransferase 1 (glucuronosyltransferase P) a (gene b3gat1a). The record is from RefSeq and is a predicted model, not a curated record. Gene Ontology annotation, molecular function: galactosylgalactosylxylosylprotein 3-beta-glucuronosyltransferase activity. Gene Ontology annotation, biological process: carbohydrate metabolic process; chondroitin sulfate proteoglycan biosynthetic process. NCBI's taxonomy places the organism in Eukaryota, Metazoa, Chordata, Actinopteri, Clupeiformes, Clupeidae. Gene Ontology annotation, cellular component: Golgi membrane.
GAGCCCAUCUCCGCGCGCGAGAAGGGGGUGGUCUCUCCCUCGCUUAAGAGGCUACUUUGGAGCCGCACAAACACAUUCACAGAUGUCACUCCGUGCACACUGACAGCCUGCCGCUGCUGCUGCUGCUGCCGCUACCGCCGACGGAGACACUGAGACAGGGAGAAAGAGGGAGGAAUAGAGAGAGAGAUAUUGAGAAAAAGGAGACGAGUGUGAAGCAGGCACAGAGAGACAGACAAGCAGACACACACACACACACACAUUGCUGUCUCUUUCUCCUGCAUCUUUCCUUUUUUUUUUUGUCCCUGAAGGCUCGACAUGCAUAUGAGCUGGUAUGCAUGGAUGAGAGGAGGACAGAGAGGGAUGCACGGAGGAGGAGAGCAUUAAACGCCGGUAGAUUGUCCUCUGGUUUGUAAUUUUUUUUCUUUUUUGCUGUGUGGUUUUUCUUUUCUUCCUUUUUUCCUCUCUCUGCUCACAUCUCGUUGGUCCGGCACUCUCUUCUCGUCUCGUCUCGCCUUGUCAGCUGCAACAGAAGGAUAAAAUAAAGGGAUGCUUUGAAUGCCGCCUCCGUCUUCACAAAGGAGAGAGCCACAGCCGGGAAGAGAGAGAGAAGAGAGGGGGGAAGAAGAGAGAGGGAGAGAAGGAGAGUAGCAAGUCCUCCCUGAUUCCCUGCAACACAAGGUGGGAAUGAUAGCCACCGCCAGACAAUAAGUUGCUCCACAGUCCGGUCUGUGUGACCCGCCACGAGGUCUGGGUGCCGCGGGCUGUCGGUGGGAUUCGGAUCCAGACACACUGCUCCUCAGCUUCCUCCGUUUAUUCCGACCUCACCGCACUGACGGGACUUCAUCUCUCCGCCACAAGAGCCUGCAGGAUUAGACUGACCUCUGUGCGUUGACCUCCGGGGGAAAAAGAAGGGAAACGUCUUUGCCUGUCGGUGGUGGCCCAGUAUUGAGAUGUGUAGGAGACCCGUGUCCCCCAGCCUGUUCCCAGCCAGGCCCCUACUCCGACUGAGCGUGUCUGAAGAGUCUGAGGCCAUGAAGUGUUUAUAACCAUAGGUAAUGACGAGGCACAACACUAACCCUGGAGAUGCCGAAGAGAAGAGACAUUCUUGCCAUCGUGUUGAUAGUGUUACCGUGGACUCUGCUCAUCACCGUCUGGCACCAAAACGCGAUAGCACCACUGCUGGCCAUUCGCAAGGCUUGUCACCACCUAGUCAGAGACUUCUUUAUCAUUCCCGAGCGGCUAGCCAUCCACCGCCACCGGCUCGCAGAUGACGGUGCAGGGGGACGCCGGAUGGCGGGCACAGCCGGGGACUCCAAGGAGUACUGCUCCCCGGACAAGGACAUCGUGGAGGUGGUGCGCACGGAGUACGUGUACACGCGGCCGCCGCCCUGGUCCGACGUGCUGCCCACCAUCCACGUGAUCACGCCCACCUACAGCCGGCCCGUGCAGAAGGCCGAGCUCACGCGGCUGGCCAACACCUUCCUGCACGUGGCCAACCUGCACUGGAUCCUGGUGGAGGACUCACAGCGGCGCACGCCCCUGGUGGCCCGACUGCUCCGCGAGACGGGCCUCAACUACACGCACCUCAACGUGGAGACGCCUCGCAACUACAAGCUGCGGGGCGACGCCCGCGACCCGCGCAUCCCCCGCGGCACCAUGCAGCGGAACCUGGCACUGCGCUGGCUCAGGGAGACCUUCAGCCCCAACAGCAGCCAGCCGGGCAUCGUCUACUUCGCCGACGAUGACAACACCUACAGCCUGGAGCUCUUUGAGGAGAUGCGCUCCACACGGAAGGUCUCGGUCUGGCCCGUGGCGUUUGUGGGCGGUCUGCGCUACGAGUCGCCUAAGGUCAACGCCGCCGGCAAGGUCUACGGCUGGAAAACCGUGUUCGACCCGCACCGGCCGUUCGCCAUCGACAUGGCUGGCUUCGCCAUCAACCUGCGCCUCAUCCUCUUCAAGCCCCAGGCCUACUUCAAGCUGCGCGGGGUCAAGGGGGGCUACCAGGAGAGCAGCCUGCUACGAGAGCUGGUCACCCUCAAUGACCUGGAGCCCAAGGCGGCCAAUUGCACUAAGAUUCUUGUUUGGCACACCAGGACAGAAAAGCCUGUGCUUGUUAAUGAGAGUAAAAAGGGAUUCACGGACCCCAAUGUGGAGAUCUGACGUCCGCCAUCUCUAACACUGGGACCUGGCUUUGGUGAAGCUCUGUACGACCCAGAGAGCCCUCAUCUCAGACUCACCUCAAAAAACGCAAGGACUUGGACACAGGACAUAUCCAGUUGUCUUUGAACUCAACUAAACUAUUAACAGUACAAAUGUACAGCAUUGCAUUAAAGCACAGAGUAGAUGGCAAUAUUUAUCAGGUUUAAUGAAGAACAAAGAAACGAACAAACAAAUACACAGAUUCUAGACCCAACAAGAGGACAUGGAGGAGGAAGGAACCGUAUUUCAGCACAUCACCCCAACAGAAAUCUCUGCCUUCUGGAAGACAGCACAAUGAUGUGAACACAGAGAGGACCCAGGGCCUUCCACGCGGAUGAACUUUGAACUCUGACCUGCGUAGAGAUUAAGACUGACCUCCAGCAAGUGGAAUUUGCUCUCGGUCAACUGUACAGAAGAUAUGGUGAUGAAGACAGGGCCUGCUUAAAGAACAAACAAAAGCAGAAAAAAACUAAACUUUCAAUGCUGCUCUUGAACAAAGCGAAAACUAAACGAACAGCAUCAGUAACAAAAAAAAAACUUUUGCAUCACUGCAAUGGCCGUCCUGAGGUAAAGAGAGAUAGUCAUCUGUUAAGAUUUUUUUUUUCAUCGUGGAAAUGAAAAGAAACAGAAG